This is a messenger RNA of Spirodela intermedia, 2255 nucleotides long. The record is from the annotation of a GenBank genome assembly. NCBI's taxonomy places the organism in Eukaryota, Viridiplantae, Streptophyta, Magnoliopsida, Alismatales, Araceae.
AUGGAUUUGAAGGUAACUGCAUUGGUUGCUCAAAGGACUUGGGAUUUGAUUCCGCGCCAGACUAAUACUACUAUUGUGAUGUGGAAAUGGGUGUUUACCAUCAAGUAUCACCCGGAUGGCUCCAUUGCUCAUCACAAAGCUCGUCUGGUUGCUUGAGGUUUCACGCAAGCAUAUGAGAUCGACUACACUAAGACGUUCUCUCUUGUCAUCUGCCUCAACUCCAUUCGUGUGUUCCUCUCUCUCAUCAUCAAUCAAACAUAAUUUCUCCAUCAAUUAGAUGUUUCUAAUACCUUUCUCUACGGUGAUCUCACAUAGUUAGUCUUUAUGGAGCAACCUCUUAGGUAUGUUGCUUAGGGAGAGUCAUCAAAGGUGUCUCUUGUGAUGUGUCAUUUAUGGGCUCAAGUAAAGUCUAUGUGCUUAGUUCACAAAGUUUAAUAGUUUAUUCAUCACCUUCGGCUUCACCUCUUGUACUACAUACCUCAUCAUACUCACGACGAAGACAAAUAAUAGUCUUAUCAUCCUUACAGUUUAUGUCAAGGAUAUUCUUGUGACUAGAAGUGAUGAGGUCGACAUCUCUACUACUAAAGUUUACUUGUAGCAGCACCUCAACAUUCGUGACUUAGAGACUCCAUGGUAUUUUCUUGAGAUUAAGUUUAUGUAUCAGGAUAGGAAACUUAUCCUCACUCAGCAAAAAUAUGCUCUCGACAUGCUUCAGGAGAUAGACCUCCUUGAGUGCAAGUCAGAAACUUCGCCCAUGAAAGCUCGCCUGUAGUUUUGGGACACUCCAUCUCCCUUACUCAAAAAUGUUAAUCAAUAUCGGCGAUUGUUGGGCAAGUUGAUAUAUCUCACCAUCACUUGUCCUAACAUCGUGUAUACGAUUAGUGUCUUGGGCCAGUUCAUACAGGAGUCUCGAUGAGUUCAUUGGGAGAGAGCUCUACGAGUCUUCACUUACAUCAAGUGAUCCCUAGGAAAAGGGUUCAUCUAACGGCGACACAACUAUCUCCGCAUUGUAGCCUACUUUGACAUCGGGUAUGUAUGUGACAAGGGCGACCAAAAGUCUACUAUGAGUUAUUGCACAUACAUCGGCGGUAUUCUAUUUCAAUGUGAAAUCUGAGUAUUGAGUCAUGGUUGAGACAGCGUGGGAAAUGAUAUGACUUCGAUCACUUCUCGAUAAUUUCAACAUUGUAUUAAGCCGCCAUCUUCAUUGUUGACAAUGUCACCUUUCAUGAGCGUACGAAGCACAUUGAGAUCAACUGUCACUACAUUCGAGAUAAAGUUAUGUCUAGACUUAUCUCUACUCUUGAUGUGGCAUCAUCUCAUCAGCUUGCGGACGUCUUCACGAAGAGUCUAGUCAACGUCUCUUACGAUGCCAUGUGUACCAAGUUGGAUAUGUUCGACUUAUAUGCUCCAACUUGAGGGGGAGUGUUCGAUAGUGAUAUUUGACUCUCAACCCACUAGGGCCCAUUAUCUAUCUAUCUCUCUCUCUCAUCUCUCCUCUCUCAUAUAUAAAAGACAUAUUCUAUCUUGACGCUGCAUGGAUUCUAAGUUUUUCCCCUCUCAUGUUGACAACUAUCAAUAGAGAAAAUAGUUUAGAAAUGAAAACAGUUGAAGGUCACUAAAAUAUUGAUGGAGUAAUUGUAAUAUAUUCAAAUUAAAUGAUCAUUUUCUAAUGCUAGUUUGAGAUGAAUCCAUUAGAGUAUAAAUAAAAGGAGCUGAGAAGAAAUAAAGCUAACACAAUGAAAAAAUAUUCAUCCACAUCACUCACAUUAGUAAGAGAAAUAAUCUUAUUCAAUCCUUUAUAAUAAAGCAAUCAUGUGCUUCAAAGAAAGAAUCAAAGUGUCAUUAUUCUCAAUCAUCUAUGGCAACGAAUGAAUCAAUCUACUACAUUAAAAGAUUUCUUUCUCCAUCAUGUCUUAAGGUAACUUGAGUGGUGAGUAGAGAAAGGGUAAUAUUGAGGCAUGAGGUGUUGAAAGUUGAAAUCUACUUAUGGAGGGUGCAUCAUUAAUGAAGAUUGUUGCUAAUGAAGCAACAAAGGUAAGUCUCAAGUCUUUUAUUAACCACCUUUGAUUAGUAGUCAGUAUGUGAUAUACACAUGUGAUAGGGUAGAACCGUACAACUUGAAUAAUUCUUACAAAAAAAAUAUUCAUACAUAUACAAUCUUGAUUGAUGAAAAUUAAAGUUGAAACACCAUACAACUGCACAAUGUCACAAAUGAAGAUAUAGAUCUCUUUUAUUGUAAAUGGAUGUUUGAGUAA